UUUGGCAGAGGAGAUUUCAAAGAUGACGAUCAUGCAUCUACUCAAAUUGAUAAGCUUAUGCUUGAAUUUUCGUGUCUCACCGAAUGGGCAGUUCGUUUACUUUUACAUAUCUGUUCCCAUAUAACACCAUACACUGAAAAUGAGACAGUUAGACUUUUCAUCGAUCAGAUUGGAAAAUUUUUCAAUCGUCUUAGUGAAAGUAAACGAGAACUUUUCGAUUAUCUUAUGAAAGAAUUUGAAGAUCUGGUUUCUAAACUCUGCCUCUUCUAUGAUCAAAAUCGGAUCGGCCACAAAUACGAGAUCCUUAAUCUAACGACUAAAAAAUUGGCCCUGUUAACUGCUAAAAUGAGAGAAACAGAAGAACAUUAUGAUCCAACCCGUGAAUUUGAUUUCUCUCUGGAAAAUAUUCAUCAAGUUGAAUCUCUAUUCAUCAGUUGUAUUGAAAUUCUAAUACUUACCGGUAAACCAGUUAUCGUUUCCAUUGGAUUGAAAAAUGCUUGUCAAAUGAUGUACAACGCGGUCUCUAUCUGUAUCUCCUUUGCAAGUCCCAAAAUGGUUAUUGCAUCUCUCAAGUUUUUUCACACUUUUUAUCCAGUCAAAUGUAUUCAACUUGAUCCAAAUGCUGGAUUUUACUAUAAUAUCUGUUGGCUCACAGUUCACUUAUUUAAAUCAACCAGUUUAGACAAAGAUUUUUGUGUUUGCGUUGAGAAAAGUUGGGAUUUGUUAUUAAAACGUUUCGACCUGGAAUUGCAAAAAGCACAAAAAGGAGAGGACACAAUCGAUAUAAACGGAAAUUUCGAUGCAAUAAUAAUUGUUAUUGGUUGUCUAAGUAAAAUGAGCCCAAUUGGAACAACCAACUUGGUUCCUGAUUCAAUUGCCAAAGUGCUUCAUAAGUUACUCGAUUUAUGUCAUCUGAAGGAGCAAAAACUUACCGAUAUAAAUGUUUUCGAGCUUCAUUCAUUAUUCUGUGAUAAAAUUUCAUCAUCAAUUAACCAUGACAGUGUUUGGUUAACAUUAAUGAAAAGAUUAUAUACCAAAAAUUAUUUGGAAAUUAACUCUUCCUCUGUUCAUAGUUUUGUUAUUGACUCUGAUAUUGAGCUUCUCGAAGAUGAGGCCAAUUCAAGUCGUAAACAUGAAACUUUCCUCACCAAUUUGUGCCUUCAAAAUACUCAAAUUAUUUCAUCGAUAACUUCAUCCAAAUCUCUUGAAGAAAUUUGUCGUUUACAUAAUAUGUACACAGUCGAAUGGGAAACAAUUGCCACUCUUAGGAUGGUUGGUCAUUGCCUCUUAAAUCAAGGGAAUUUUGUCCAAAUUUUAAAAUUAGCUAAUUGGAUUUGUGAUACUGUUGUUACCAAUAUGAUGGAUGAAAAAAUGUUCAAAUUUAUUCUGUCCCUGUUGAUAACAAUUCUUAAAGCAAUCAAAGAUUUCGCUCCAACCGAUGUUAAAGAUUUGGAACAAAAGAUUCAAUUGGUUUUUCUAUUACCUCAUGUUUCUGAAACCUCACCACAAGAGGUUCUUUCCUCCAUUAAUCGAGAAUGGACAAAAAAACAUCUCUCCUCAAAUGAAGAGCUUAAUAUUUUAUCCGUCCAUGGAUUGGCCUUGGUUAAUUCUCAAACAACGUCCAAAUUUAUCUCCAGUAUUUUAAUCACUCAACUUUGUCGUUGGAAAGGAGAUGAUUACAUGUUUAAUCAAACACUUACCUUUGUCCUUCUAAAAAAUGACCAAUUGGUUAAUCAAGUUUUCGCCGCUAUCGAAGAUCGUGAUAAUAUGCCAUUUAUUGCUCGAAGUAUCGGUUUAGUUACAUGUUUCUUAAGUUCAGCUGAUAGAAAUGUUUCUUUUUCCUGUAAAGGUCCAUUCGAAAGGUGUCACCUAACCUUUCAGUGUAAUGGUUGCGCUGAUUGGGAUUCGUCGCACCAAAAGACAUCAUUGUCGGAAGACGCUGAAUGUAAAAUAAUGGACAUAUUUCACGAACUAAUUAAGAGCCAAGAGUCAAAUCUACUAACGACUCUAGGCAAAUGGAGCGCAUCUCGAGUUCUUCGUCAUUGUGGCUUCGAUCGAUAUUUCAUCACCUCACUUUUCAAACUUUUCUCAAUCGAGGACAAAGAAGUUGUUGAAGCUCUUCGAACGGUCUUUUUACCGCUCAUCAUAAAGCCAAUGAGCAGUGGAUCUUCGAGAGUUCCGAAAAAUGAGGUUUUCUUCAGCACUUUUAGUAAAUUUUUCUGUACAAUUCGACCUGAGAUCAAUUACUCAAUUGAAAUAACCGAAAUCGCCAAUAUAACCAAUCUAGCAACUCAUUUGGCUGAAAGUAAACUCAUUUAUGUUUUCGCUGCUUUUUUCUGUAAACUUUGGUCUGAUACUCAGUUGAUGAAAUACAUCCAUGGUCAAGUGAUUGCAAUUUCCUCUUUCCGUCAAAUUGAACCUCGAACUUUAUUCAACCGUAAUAAAGCCGAAAUUUGUACUAAAAUUGUCCACCUGAUAAUGGAUCAAAUUCUACCUGAAAGUAAUUUACGUGAAUCCAUUUUUCUCCUUCAAGAAGCCUUGGUACUAUUUCUUGAUGAUCGAAGUGAACUUGCAUCGCUGUUCACCGAAUGUUUGAAAUAUUUCGUCACAGCGAUCAUUCUUAGAGCAAAUAAUCAUGCCCGCUCCCUUCUCGAGAUUAUGGUUAAAGAGACUACAGACCUUAACUUGGACAGAGUACUUGAGACUAAUACCGGGCGACUUCCCCGUCAGUUUGUUACUCGGUCACUCGAAAGUAUCGAGAAAAGUUUAACUUUCAUAAAGAAUAUUCAAGACAAUCGAUCCUUAUCAUCAAUAUUUAAAGGCGAUUUCUUGUAUUCAAUGUUACUUGAAUAUCAUCGUAAUCCAAAUGUAACUUCAUAUGUUGUCUACAAAAUUUACAUUUCAGAGUGUUGAUCGUUCAAGAAAACUUUCAUCGAUUCAAAGUUUAUCCAAAAGUUGGAAGAUCAUUUGGUUCCUUUAAUUGUUUCAUUGAACAAAUUUCUACUUAAACAAGGAGAUUUUUAUGAGGACAAAAAGUGCGCAAUAGAAAGUCUCGGUGAUAUACUCGUUAUUCUUGGACCACGAACCAUUUCAAUCGCUAAAAUGAACAUCAUGGGAAUCCUGUUAACCGCUUUUGAUAAAGCAAAUGGGAAUAAUGAUGUUCUAAAGGCUUUAUUGAAUGUGUGGCAAAUUUUUCUCAACAAUUGUGGUCCAAAUGAUAUCGGUCCUCAUCUAUCUGUCAUUUGUAAAGAUUUGAUUCCAUAUUUUGAUGUAGAUUCCAGAAUAACUGCUUCAAUACUUGGAAAGAUAAUCAUUGACAACGAAGAGCAUUUGAAGGAUCAUUUCAAAGAACUUCAUUUUCUACCUAAUCUUCCAUGUAUGAAAGAAAUUCAUGAUGUUCUCAACAAAUAUCUAAUCACUAAACCGCCGAGCGAUGUUGUCGAAGCUCAAGAUUAUUUGGUUGAAAAUAUUCGCUUCUUUGAUGAACUUCUCGACAUCAAUAAUCCCGAUGUAAAAGCUUUACACUGUCAAAAAUUGCGACAAAUUUUAACCGAAUGUAAAACAGCUUUGGCCUGCCUUUGUGUUCCCAAUAAGGAAGUUUCAACUGAUAAAAUGAUCACUUUGAUUAUAAAAAAGUUACUCACAAAUUCACAGAUCUCAGAUGCGAAUCUAUUGACACGAAUUGCUGAGUGUCUUGGCGAAAUCGGUGCCAUCGAUCCAGGUCGUCUUGAUCUUAACCUCUUGUCCGCUAGUCAAAAUGUUGACGGAGGAUUGAUUGAAUUUGACGAACUUCCAAUUACUCUAUUAUCUAAACUGGCCUACUCAUUGGAUUCCAUUGACCAAUCCCGAAUUCGUGACUGUGGUUGUUACGCUAUCCAAGAAACGCUUAAAAGUUACGAUGUUACCGAAAACGAUCAAAUCUGGAAAAAGCUACCACCCGAUGUCCAGCGUGAUGUUAAACGCUUUUUGACAACUAAAUAUGUUUUCGUUGAACGGGAACCUGUCACAUCUCCUGUUUUCAAGGCUGAAAUAACUUACGAGGAAUGGGUUUACCGCUGGUCAGUUGCGCUGAUUGAGGUGAUAAAACGGCAAACCCAUAAAAGAGCCUUCGAAGCCUGUCUAGCCUUUAUAAAGUACAAUACAACUAUCGCUCGAUUUGUUUUACCGACCAUUUUCUGGAUGGCCUUACUAGAUUCCGAUGAAGACGAGAUAAAAUCUUUCAUUGUUGGUGAAAUAGAUGCAAUAUAUGAACAAAGACCUAAAGACGCACAAAACUGUCAACUCAUUUUCAACGACACUCUAAAUCCAGUUACAUCUUUACCUCGAUCUGAUGGACAACAGAAUAAAAGUGAAUUCUCAAAGGCUAGACUUCGAUGUGCUCGAACAGUUUUCGCUAUUUUUGACAGUAUUGCUCAAUUGAAGCAUAGAAUGUUUCAAAAUGUAAAAACAAGCUCAAAGGAUGAAAUUGAAGCAACAUCACAAAUGGAAUUACUUGAAAAAAAUUUAAACAAAGCUGAAUUAGCUGAAUUGGCUUUUGAAUGUCAAGCAUCAGCUCGUGCCUUGCUUUAUUUGGAAGAGUUUAUUGGUUCAAAUCGUGCAGCUCUCGAGUUAUCAUCAACACUCGCGUCUUUUCAAAGUUAUUUUCUCGCUCUCGAUGAACCGGACGGAGUUGAAGGAAUCAGUGCAAUCAAGAGUCCACCUUCACUAGUCGACUCAAUAAUCAACCAUGAGGCCAAUAGUGAACUUCAUUAUUCACUAUCAUGUUGUGAAAUUGCCAUAAAAAAGGAUCCAGAUAAUAUUGUUUAUCCUCAAAUGUUAUUAAGAUGUUUGAUGAAUCUUGAUCAACAAGCGACAGCUUUGAAUUAUGCUACUGGUAUAAUGAAGCGAAAAAAAGAAUGGCUUGAGGCGAUUUAUCCAUUUGCAGUUGAAGCUUCAUGGAAAUUGAAUAGUUGGGAUGAUUUAAGUGGAAUACUUAAAGAAAAUCAAACAAUACAAUGUGAUUCAUUAGGUGUUAGUAUUGGACAUCUGAUUGAUUUGAUUCGUAAACAAGAUCAGAUUAACUUUAAUCUUAUGUUAAAGGAGAUGCGUAAACGUGAGAUGGACCCGUUAUCUGGAUGUGCAUUGGAACAAGGAGCUUACAUUCGGGGUUAUCAACAUGUUUUACGACUUCACAUGUUGACCGAUGUAGAAAUGUUUUCUCAAUUUGUUUUCAAGCAUCUUAAUAGACCAGGUUGUUCAACAAAUUAUCAAGAAAACGGAAUGGAAAUCGAUCUAGAAAUUGAUUUAGAAAACGAUACGGAAAAUGUUAGAAAAAACGAUCAAAGUCUCAUUGACUUUCAAAAUCUCAUUCGUGACUGGCAGCGUCGUAAUGAUCUUGUCCAAUCUUCACUUCGAUGUCAAGAACAAGUAUUUAACCUUCAACGCGUUUUACUUUCACUGAAAGACGUACUACCUGUUCAAACCAGCUAUGAACGCGCGACCUUUUCCUUGGCGAGCGCUAAACUUGCACGAAAAAGCCAAAAUUUACAACGAGCGUACACUCAUCUUGUAGAAAGUAAAGAUUUAAUCAAAGCCGCUAAAUUGCCGAUUGCCCUUGCUAUGCACUCGGAAAUUGAAAUGGCCAAAUUUAAUUGGAGUAAAGGGGACCAAGAAUCAAGAGAACGCUGUUAUAAAGGUCUUAAAAAAGCUCUCGAUAAGUUUCAAGAUAUAAGUGAUUCGCCAGGUUUUGAUCGUGGAAAACUGACCAAAAUUAAAUUAUUGUUCUCAAAAUUUUCUGAGCAUUUAGCUAAUCUUGAAACUGAUGCUUUAAUUGACAAGUACAAAGAUAUAAUUAAUGACAUGCGUAACUUGAAAUCGGUCUCUGAAGAGCCGUAUUUCUGUGUGGCCCGGUACAUGGACAGUUUAAUGAAGGCCAUGGAGCUGAAGAAUCCUAAGCGGCCAUCUUUAAUGAUGAAAGUAGCGAAAUAUUAUUUCACUUCAUUAAGAUUUGGAUCGAAACAUGUUUACGAAUCGAUGCCUCGUCUAUUAUCAAUAUGGUUUGAUUUGGGCUCUUCUAAUGCAGAAAUUUCAAAGGCAAAGGCCAAUGAAACAUUACGAAAUGAUUACACAAAAUACUGUAAUGAUUUGACCGAGUUCAUGGGUAAAACGAGAGGGUCAAUACCCAUACACCUUUUCUACACUGCAUUUGCUCAGAUUUUAUCUCGUAUUUGUCACAGCAAUUUGGCAAUUAGUGAAGUGCUUAUGAACAUACUCUCGAGUUUACUGCAAGAAUAUCCAAAUCAAUCGAUGUGGAUGUUGAUGGGAGUUCUUAUGAAUGGUAAAAAUAAAGUUCGUGCCGAGAAAUGUUCACAAAUAAUCCGUAGAGCGAUCGCUGAAAUCGAGAAAAGUGUAACGGGUUCCAAGAAACUAGCAGAUUUGACCCAUAGAAUGCAAUAUUUUGCUAAAUUGUUGAUCAAAUUGUGUCACCAUGAAGUUCCUCCUAACGCCCGAUCAUUUCAUGUUAACAAAGUGGUGCCCGAAUUAAAUGAUAGACUUACCAAAGGUCAACUAGGUAAAAUUAUGUUACCUUAUCAAUCCUCCAUGAGUGUACGUAUGAAUAACAAAUACGAAUCACCAGGAUCAUUUCGACCAUUUCCCAGUGAUGCGGUUUACAUUUUGAAAUUCGACCCCGUUGGUGAGGUACUUUCUUCUCAAGCGAAGCCGAAAAAAGUUAUCAUCCAUUGUUCGGAUGGUAAAAAGUACGUGGUAAUGUGUAAACCGAAAGAUGACCUUCGUAAAGAUGCUCGAACUAUGGAGUUUAACAAUCUUAUUAAUCGACUUUUAAAGAGAGAUCCCGAAACUCGUAAACGGCGUCUUCACAUUCGCACUUAUACCGUUGUGCCGUUGGACAAUGAUUGUGGCCUCAUCGAAUGGGUAAAUAAUACUAGAAGUUUGAAAGACUCCAUUGACCUUGCUCGUAUCUUCCGUCACCCAAAGAGUCCUUAUCCAAAUGUCCAAUAUUUGGCCGCAAAUGUAAUGCAUCCAAAGAUAACCAAAGAAGGUCCAGAGGAAACUCGUGUGAAAAAUUUUCGCGAUGUAAUGAAACUUUUCAGUCCACCAAUUAUGGGCGAUUAUUAUGUUCAAACGUUUCCCGAUCCAACUUCAUGGUACAUGGCAAGAGUUGCUUUCACCCGAUCAGCAGCGGUAAUGAGUGUUGUCGGUUAUAUCAUUGGACUUGGUGAUCGACACUCUGAAAAUUUAUUACUCGACUCGAGUAACGGUGAAGUAUUACAUGUUGAUUUUAACAUGUUGUUCAAUAUCGGUGAGAAACUAGAAGUUCCCGAGCGAGUACCAUUCAGAUUGACCCAUAAUAUGAUCGCCGCGAUGGGAGUGACCGGUUAUGAAGGUGCUUUCCGACGAACCUGUGAGGUCACUUUAAAAUUGAUGAGAGAAAAGAAAGAAGCGCUUAUGAGUGUCUUACAACCAUUCGUUUAUGAUCCACUUUGCGAAUGGAAAAAACCUCAACCCAGAACUCGAAAUUCGACCGCUCGAAGUGGAUCGACCAAUGACAAAGAAACCGUUGAAACGACAAACGUUUUGGCUGUUGAGUAUCUCGAUUUAAUUGCGAAUCGUCUCAAGGGAAGCGUUAAAACUACUUCUUCGUUAUCUGUUUCAGGUCAAGUGCAAUACCUAAUUGACGAAGCAACGAAUGAAACUAAUCUCAACAGGAUGUACAUUGGUUGGUGUGCUUUCUACUGAAUCUCAACUUUAAUCGACUUGAUGACUUACAAUUAACACUUUCAACAAUUACUAAUCAACUAUACAAUUAUCUCCAAUUAUCAAAAUUCAUUAAACGAAAUUGCAAACAAUCAGGAAUUAGAUUUUCCAUUUAAUGACAAUUCAAGCACCUCAACACUUACCCUUCCUAUUAUACUCUUGAAAUUAUUAAUUAUUACAUGUAAUUAGUUAAAAUUAUUAUACACGAUCAAGUACAAACUGACAAAUUCCCUCUAAUUGUUAUAAAACUUUCUCAAAGACUUUUAUUCUGGUAGAUUAAUUCAAAUUAUUUUCUCCCCACAAAUCCAAAGAUUCAAUUUCUAUUAAUAUUAAUAGUUUAUCAAUUGUGUUAAUUGUAUCAAAUCAACGAUUCAACUUGAAAUCAUCAUCUCAACUAAUCAUGAUGCUAAUUGUUACUCUAUCUUUUGCCACCAAAUGCAAAACUAAAUUGUUACUAGUAAAUAACAUGACCAACGAUUGACCUUGAAAACAGUUUUGCGUUUAUCCUCAUCCUCGUCAUCUUCAUCUUCAUCUUCAUCUUCAUCAUCUUCAACAGGUCAACCUAUUUUUGUAUUAAACUUAAUGUUAACCUGGUUAAUUGUAAGACCAGGAAAAUUGUACCAAACAAAAAACAACAAUAAAUAUGUAAUUGUUUUGUUUUCCCAUCUAAUAAUAA
Panonychus citri (citrus red mite) is the source of this 8431-nucleotide messenger RNA. Its product is annotated as serine/threonine-protein kinase ATR-like. Gene Ontology annotation, cellular component: nucleus. The record is from RefSeq and is a predicted model, not a curated record. Gene Ontology annotation, molecular function: protein serine/threonine kinase activity; protein binding. Gene Ontology annotation, biological process: telomere maintenance; DNA damage checkpoint signaling; protein phosphorylation. Lineage: Eukaryota; Metazoa; Arthropoda; Arachnida; Trombidiformes; Tetranychidae.